Messenger RNA from Periophthalmus magnuspinnatus, 2436 nucleotides. Its product is annotated as T-box transcription factor TBX2-like. Gene Ontology annotation, cellular component: nucleus. Gene Ontology annotation, biological process: regulation of transcription by RNA polymerase II; positive regulation of DNA-templated transcription; cell fate specification. Gene Ontology annotation, molecular function: DNA-binding transcription factor activity, RNA polymerase II-specific; RNA polymerase II cis-regulatory region sequence-specific DNA binding. Bases 214 to 1713 code for a protein of 499 amino acids. NCBI's taxonomy places the organism in Eukaryota, Metazoa, Chordata, Actinopteri, Gobiiformes, Gobiidae. The record is from RefSeq and is a predicted model, not a curated record. The transcript is spliced from 7 exons.
UGCGAAGAGCAAAGUGUCAAAAGAGCAACUGACCACACCACACUUCAUUACAGGAGGCGAGAUCAUAGCGGAACUCAAGUGCGAUGCAAACUUUCCAUGCACUUCGAUGCGUCACGACGAACUUUGGAGCUCUUUUAACUCGUGCGUAAAAGUUUUUGGGAAUGCACUUGUCUGAGCCAUACCACCAAGCACAGGCGUUCCAAAGCAGAGAAAAUGCACCCAGAUAGGCGUCUGACCGGGUCUUCACUGUUCCCCGCGGCCGCUGGAUCGGAUCGAAGUGCGGGCAGAAAAGUGGCGCGUCACGGAGCGUCAGGGAUGGAGCACCGCGCGAGUUUGUGCAGGCGCCCCGAGAGUUUGGGGGACAGAUGCGGUCAACAGGAGGAAGAGGAGCCGCAAGUUCACCUAGAGGCCGGGGACUUGUGGAGGCAGUUUCACAAAUGUGGGACAGAAAUGGUCAUCACAAAAUCUGGAAGACGCAUGUUCCCCCCACUCAGACUGCGAUGCUCAGGUCUGGAACCUAAAUCCAAGUACAUGGUUCUGUUGGACAUAGUGGCAGCAGACGAGAGCCGCUACAAGUUCCACCAAGGCCGCUGGACUGUGGCGGGGCAGGCCGACCCCGAGCUGCCCAAACGCAUGUACAUCCACCCGGACAGUCCCUCAACCGGACAGCAGUGGAUGAACAAAGUCAUCAACUUUCACAAAGUCAAACUCACCAACAACAUCUCCGACAAGCACGGAUUUACCAUACUGAACUCCAUGCACAAGUACCAGCCCAGAUUCCACAUCGUGAAGGCCAAUGACGUCCUGAAGCUCCCGUACAGCACCUUUAGGACCUACGUGUUCACAGAGACACAGUUCAUCGCAGUCACCGCCUACCAGAAUGACAAGAUAACGCAGCUGAAAAUAGACAAUAAUCCAUUUGCAAAGGGAUUCCGAGACACAGGAAACGGGAGACGAGAAAAGAGGAAACUGCCACAUGUCUCAGAGCAGUGCAAAGAGCUGAGGGCGAGCGACAGCCAGGAUCCAAGGACCCUACUGCACUCUGAUAACUCCAAGUCAUCAGAUGGCCAUGAAAGUGACAGUGACAACAUGGAGGAAACGCCCCAAACCCGACCGGAGUGGAAGGAUUUGACUGCACGAUCAUCUUCAGUUUGUCCACAGAAACAAAGUAUCACAAACGAUUCUCAAACAGCUGGACUUCCACGCUGCGUGUACCCAGCACCAGACACCCACAGGCACACCCAGGACCAGGGCGGCUGUGGACCUCAGCUGGGGGGCCCAUGGGUGGGGUGUCGGGCUUUGGAUAUGCACUGUGCAUUAGGGACACUAGGAGGCUAUCCCAUUCCCAUCAGCCUACAGCAGCAUAUGUUUGUACAGGACCUGUUGAACUUGUCCCACUUCGGCAGCUUCGUGUUUUACCCUUACCCCGGCCUGUGCACUGCCCCCGCUCACUACCUCCUCCCUCCCCCCAGACCCACGGCGGAUUUAAAAUACGAUCAGAGCAUUCACGGCUGGGACUUCUGCUCACCUCUACAGCCCAUGUCUCCAUCAGGGUCUUCUGUAACUUCUGCCGCCUGCGACACGGCUGAUGGUGUCUUCAAAUACUUGUCAACAGAUCCGUUAAUGCCCCAUGCCUGUAAAACACAAGGGAGAGAGACAGAAGAGAAAGAUACACAGAUGGACUGUGGACAAAAGAAUGUACACGAUGGUUAAAUCUAUGGGAAUUGUAAUUUAUUACUAACGGGAAUGAAACUUAAAGUGCAUAUGACAGAGAUUACUAAUUUCACCAAACCAUAGUUACAUCAUUAUAUUUAAGAUUUUACAAAAAAAAUAAAAUAAAAUAAAAAAAUCUUAAAUAUAAAAUGUUUUUUCAUUUAAAAAAUAAAUAAAAUAAAAUCAAUUUGCUAUAUAAUUUUACUUUCUGGUUGGACACAGAUAGCAAAUAUGACAUACGUAGAGGUAAUUUCGCAACUUUUACUUGGCAACCAUAAUGUUAACAAAACCCAAAAUAUGUCUAAAUUGCAUGAUAGUUAUGUGUUUACUAAUAAAAUUAAAUGACAAUCAAUGACAACCUUUAAAUCAAUAUUUAAUGUGUCAGGAAAAUGGGUUCCUUGUGCGUAAAUUUUCGGUGAUGAUGACAUAGUUAGAUUCCGUUUUAGGUCAGAGCUACUUCCUGUAUUUUCUGUUCUUUUUCCCCCACAAACUCUUGUAAAACUAUGAUGAAUAUUUACCACAAGUACUAUCCACUCCACAUCAGAAUUAGAAAAACAUAAAAACCUGUCAUAUGCACUUUAAACUGUACCUGCAUGAGAUGUGUCAAAACUUCUUCAACUUGAUAGCACUUUUGAGGAAAAAAAAAAAAUCCACAUCACAUUACUGUAUGACAAAUAAAUAUAUAAAAUGGUUAAUUGGUUAGUGAAUACAAUUAAAAUGCCC